AUGUCUGCCCCUGUGGAGGACCGGCUGUUGAUGCAGAUGCGCCGUGCGGGUCGCCGCGUCAGCAGGCAACACUACAGGUGGUGCUUGAAUGCGCGGCCACCAACAUCGAGCGCCGGGCGCCCAGUGAGAGGAGAGCAGAGGGCUAUGACCAACAGCAGCGGCGGCGCCAGCGGCAUCCCCCGCUGCCCGCCGACGCCGCCCACGCACCCGCACUGGCUGCAGUACCCCGGGCUGCCGCCCGCCGCCCACUACGCCCUGGGCUCCGUCCUGCUCGCCAUCGGAACCGCCGGAGUCCUCGGCAACGCCCUCGUCCUCUUCGUCUUCACCAGGUUCCGGCGCCUGCGCGGUCCGUUCAGCGCGUUCAUCGUGAACCUGGCGGUGGCCGACCUGUGCACGUCGCUGCUGCACGCCGCGGCUGCCACCUCCUCCUUCAGCGGACACUGGGUGUUCGGCGUCGCAGGCUGCCAGCUGUACGCAUGCGCAGUGGGUCACUUCGGGCUGCUGUCCAUCGUGACGUUAGCCGCCAUAGCCGUGGAGCGCUACAUGGUCAUCACGGCCAAGCCACUGUCCGCCUCCUGGAAGAUGACGCAGUACACCGCCAGGAAGGUGUGCGCCGCGGCGUGGGUGUACUGCCUGUUCCUGUCUGUGCCGCCGCUGCUGGGCUGGAGCCGCUACAUCCCGGAGGGCUUCCUCACCUCCUGCUCCUGGGACUACCUGACGCGCACGCCCGCCAACCGCGCCUACUACAUCUACCUGCUCGCCUUCGGCUUCGUCCUGCCCGUUUCCGUCAUUGCGUACUGCUACACCUUCAUCCUGGCUGCAAUACACGCUCACGGCCGCGAGAUGAAGGGUGUAGAGUCAGCAGGGGGCCGACGCAGCUUCCACCGCGCCUCGACGCACCGCCCCCCCUGCUCGUCCACUGUGCGCUCGCUGGAGAUCAUCGUGACGCUGGUGCUGCUCUUCCUCAUCUCGUGGACGCCCUACACCGUCGUCACGCUCAUCGGCCAGUUCGGGGACGAGUCGUUCAUCACGCCGUGGGUGGCCUCGCUGCCCGCCUUCUUCGCUAAGGCAUCGGUGGUGUACAACCCGAUCGUGUACGGUCUGUCGCACCCGCACUUCCGCGCGUCCAUCAAGCAGUACCUGUCGGGCUACCGGGGGCCGUGCUCCGCCUCCGGGCUGCUGCCCACCGCGCCGCCGCCCACCACGUGGGGCAGCCUGGUGCUGCGCCGGCGGCCGCGCGCCGCCUCCAGCCCGGGCCACGUGCAGCACGUGCGCUGUUUCCUGCCACCGCAGCACCGACACCUUCACCACUACCACAGCGAGCCUCCAGACCCGCCCUCGCUCGACGGCAGCAGGUCACUGAUGUCGAGCAGCCCUCCGAUGGUGCGCGGCCACCGCUCGCUUGGGGCCGCCCCCGCCGCCUCCUGCGUGGUGCUGCAGGGGGAGCGCCGGCGCGUCUGCUGCCUCAGGGAGGCCAUGGCGGCCGCCGCCGCCGUCUGA
Messenger RNA from Schistocerca piceifrons (Central American locust), 1500 nucleotides. Its product is annotated as melanopsin-like. Gene Ontology annotation, biological process: visual perception; G protein-coupled receptor signaling pathway. Lineage: Eukaryota; Metazoa; Arthropoda; Insecta; Orthoptera; Acrididae. Gene Ontology annotation, cellular component: membrane. Gene Ontology annotation, molecular function: G protein-coupled receptor activity. The coding region runs from base 1 to 1500 and encodes 499 amino acids. The record is from RefSeq and is a predicted model, not a curated record. The transcript is spliced from 8 exons.